Messenger RNA from Monodelphis domestica (gray short-tailed opossum), 8583 nucleotides. It is a transcript of the gene VAPB, whose product is annotated as VAMP associated protein B and C. Gene Ontology annotation, cellular component: endoplasmic reticulum membrane; plasma membrane. Lineage: Eukaryota; Metazoa; Chordata; Mammalia; Didelphimorphia; Didelphidae. Gene Ontology annotation, molecular function: FFAT motif binding. The record is from RefSeq and is a predicted model, not a curated record. Gene Ontology annotation, biological process: endoplasmic reticulum membrane organization.
CCACGCCCUCUCGCCUGGGCGCGCGGCCCUCCUCUCCUUCCCUUCUUUGCGCGCGAGCUCUUCCCUCUCAGUCCAAUCGAACCUAGCACGCGCACAUUCUCCCCGGGCUGGAAAAAGCCCAGGUGGGUUUAAAGAAGGAAAAGGCUUUUGCAGUGAUCGCUACGUCAGCUCCGGCCUCUCUCUGGCCCCCUUCAUGCUGCAUCAUCACUGUCGCCUCCUCCUCCUGCUGCUGCUGCUGCUGCCGCCACUACCUCCUAACUCUUCCUCCUUUGCUGCUUGCUCUCUCUCUGCCUCUCCCUCUCCCUGGGUCUGGCUGUGGGUCUGCGUGUGCGUGCGUGCGUGAGUGCGUGUGUGUGUGCGAGUGAGUGUGUGAGUGUGCCGGGCCCCUGCUAGGUUCCCUGGGCAUCUCGCCGCCGCACGCCCUGUACCAGUUCCCUGCGACCUUUCUCCGCUUUCUCUCUGUUUCUUUAAAUUUUUUUUUAAAAAAAUAUUAUUCCAUGUCAUCUUUAUUUUAAUCUCCACGGGUCUCUAAAACUGGUGCAGCUGGAAGCAGCAGCCUCCACCCCCUCUCCCGCCCCCGCCCCCUCCCCCCAAAAUCCGAGGAAUAUGGCGAAAGUGGAGCAGGUUCUGAGCCUAGAGCCGCAGCACGAGCUCAAAUUCAAAGGUCCCUUCACAGAUGUUGUCACCACCAACCUAAAGCUUGGCAACCCUUCUGACCGAAAUGUGUGUUUCAAAGUGAAGACUACUGCACCCCGCCGGUACUGUGUAAGACCUAAUAGUGGAAUUAUUGAUGCGGGAACAUCAAUCAAUGUGUCUGUGAUGCUACAGCCUUUCGAUUAUGAUCCUAAUGAGAAAAGUAAACACAAGUUUAUGGUUCAAUCUAUGUUUGCUCCAACGGACACCUCCGAUAUGGAAGCAGUAUGGAAGGAGGCAAAGCCAGAAGAUCUUAUGGAUUCAAAACUUAGGUGUGUGUUUGAAUUGCCAGCAGAGAAUGAUAAACCGCAUGAUGUAGAAAUAAAUAAAAUUAUGUCCACAACGGCAACAAAGACAGAAUCAUCUGUUAUGUCUAAAUCUAUAAGUUCUUCUUUGGAUGAUACUGAAGCUAAGAAAGUAAUGGAAGAAUGUAAAAGGCUGCAAGUAGAAGUUCAGAGGUUACAGGAGGAAAACAAACAAUUUAAGGAAGAAGAUGGGCUGCGGAUGAGGAAGACACUGCAGAGCAACAGCCCAGCUUCCACUGCAGCCACCAUUGUGAAGGAAGAAGGGCUUAGCACCCGACUUCUCGCUCUGGUCGUUCUGUUCUUUAUCGUCGGUGUAAUUAUAGGGAAAAUUGCCUUAUAGAGGCAGCAUGCAAAGGCUGGUAAAUUGGAUUGAUGGAUCUGCCAUAUCAUGGGAUUUAAAUUUAUUCAUAACAAAGAAAUUAAUGUAUGACAUCUCACAGGUCUUGCCUUUAAAUUACCCUCCCUUCCCCUUGCACAAAUAUAACAUUACAUAAUCUCCUAGAAAGUUUGGAAUGAGUAAUCGGGGCAAAUUUAAAAAAAAAUACAAAAAAAGAAUGAUCUUUACUAAAUGACAAGGAAAAUCAUGGUUAAUACUCAAAUGAUAUGUUGUAAAUGCAAUUUUAAACAUUUUUAGAUCUUGGCACAUGUUGCUGGAUUACCUCUUUUAAAAUGAGAAACUUGUUCCUUGACUGCUAGAGCUCCUCCUUCAGACAGUGGAAAACAGAGCUAAGCAGAAAGGGUCAGGAAUCUCUGUAAAAUAUAUUAAUCCACCAUACAUACUGCUCAUAAACUUUAAGAGUUUCUGUCCUUGUCUUCAGUUCUGUGCAAGUUACCAAUUAUUUUGGGGAUAUUUAAGUGAUUCGAGUCAGAAGCUGAAAAGAAUUCAGUGACAGCAUUGAACGUGCUAGUCACCAAUAUGAGGCAUAUAUUGAUUAAUGGUACACAACAUUUUAGGAGAAAGGUCAUUGCCUUGUUCUCUUAAAGGGACCAAGCUAAACUGCUAUUGGUUCGUUUAGUUGAAUUAAACUGUUAUUCAGAGAUGUUUAAUGCCUAUUUAACUUAUUUAAUGUAUUUCAUCUCAUAUUUCCUUACUGUCACAAGGUUAUGACUAAUGCUAUGGCAUAGAAGUCACCAUUCUAAGGCUGGUGGGUUGACCUGUCCUUGCUGCUGGAGAGCUGUGGCAUCCUUCUGUCUCCUGCUGUUUGGGAGGGCACUACGUAAAUGUGGACUUUUGAUUUAUUUGAACAUUGGAAAACAACCAUCAGGAAAUGUUUUCUAUGUAAAUAACAUCUAUCUUGAGAAGGGAGGGAAAUUAUACCAGUAGUAAUAAUAGUCAACUCUUGAUUACCCUGCUGAUGGAAGGGGUGACCGUAGUGCAGAUAACCUUUAAAAAAAAAAAUGUCAUUUUAAUGUCACUCUCGAAUUCAUCCUAUUUCACCUUCCCUCACUGUGCUUGACCUCAGACCUCCCCUUUCCCCCAAUUUGGCCCUUAAUUGGAGUAGCAACGUGGAAAGUAAUCCCAGUAGUGUGGAGGGGAUGGCAUUCUAGAAGUGAUAUGAGGAGACAGCCAUGGAGCCAACUGGAAGGCAGGAGAGAGGAGACCCACCCCCAACUGAGAGGCCUGGUGGUCAGAAGCUGGGGGGGUUGGGGGGGGGGAGAGACCUUCCUCCAACUAACCCACAAAGCAGAUAAUUGAGAGUUGACUGUAAAUUAGUUCUAUGCCGUAAAUGACCAAUCCUGUUGGACUAUGUAGCAUCUUUAAAAGAUAAAAAAAUUAAAUAAAGCCCCCAAAUUAAGAUUUCUUUUGUUAUUUUGUCACAUUUGCCAGAGAAAAUGUAUUUUUAGAUGGCAGGAACUUAUCUGGUUGUGUUUCAUAAUGCUUCUAACUUAGAAAUGUCUUCUUAGGUCCUCUUGGUCCUGACCAAGAGGUAUGCAGAUGAAACAACUUAGAUUUUAAGUGGCCAACUGCCUGUUAAAGAUGGGAAUCCUUAAGGCCUAUUGCCCCCAUUAAAGUUUGUAAGUUUUCAAUUACUGUAUUUCCAGGGAAGCAAACCUUUAUCUCUUAAGUGAAGCAGCUAAAAUAAUUAAGAGGUAAAAUAAUAAAUGAGAAGUGAAAUUGGGUUCUAUUGACUGAUCAUGAACUAGACUAUGCAUAUACCUGUUAAAAAAAGAGGAUGAGAAGACUAAAGAGAAAUUAAUUCGUCAAAGGAACUUUAUUAGCAUGACCCCAAGUAUUUUAGGUGUUUCACCAAAUAGGAUUUUCCUUGUAGAUAGGGUGCUGGUUCAUCAAGCCACUCUCUAUGUCAACUCACCAUAAGCUCCUUCCUUGUGCACCUAGUUCCCCUGUGGUAAAUAGAACUUGAACCUGUCAACCUACAAGUCUUUGUUUAAUCUGAUCUCCAGUGUUGCUGUUAAGGAAAAGAUCAAGUGCUAGCUCAUGAAAGAGAAUUAAGAUAUGGGGUGUCCCAAAAGUCUUAGUGAAGUUUUAACCUUAAGUAGCUGUUACCCCCCCCCAUUAAAGUCUGGAAUUUGAGGGAUACCCCAUAAUGAAGUGGGUGACCAGUGCCACAGCUAUAAAUUGGGUUAAGCAAAAUAAAAGAUAGCCAUAAUAGUUGUUCAAAUUUGUACGUGUGAUUUUCAAAGCUUCUAAGACCUCAUACAACUAAGAUAUAUUAUUUUUUUAAGUUGGAAUUUUAAGAUUCUCUUAGCCCUUUGUCAUACCCCCUUUUUUCUGUCUAAACUUUGGGAAAUUCAGUAUUGUCCCAAAAAUUUAUAAGGAGGGUGAUUAGGCUGAGGUGUUUUUUGUUUUGUUUUGGGGAGGGGGUGGUAAGGGGUAGAGCCAUUGAGUUCCAGAGUUUCUAAAAUUCCAACCUAUUCAUGGAGAAUAUGUCCUCAUUUCAUAGAGGAAUGUGUUUUAAUUAAAAUUUUAGCUAUGGAGGUGUCAAUUCCUUCUCCUGUCUGCCUGUGAAUACUUUUCUCUUGUCUUAUUUGUUGUCUAGGGUUCUGUUCUGUGUUUGUUUUUGUGAACUGAGGGAGAAGUUGGUUUUCUAUCACUUAUUGUCAAUAUAGAAUAUAAAAUUCAGGGCUUCAAGGCUUCCAAAGAACAUGCUGGAGAAAGACAUAAUAAGCAACCAAGAUCAUUGUUCCUGGUGUCUUAUAAGCCAUUGUGGGUGAAGGCAGGGAGGAAGUGGGUCAGGAGAGAGAUAGAUAAAGGUUAGGGUGAAAGUGGGAAGAAGAGAGGCAAUUUCGAUAUUUGGCCUUUUCCAAAUAAUGAAGGGAAAAGUGAAGCUAUUCACACAGAGCAAGGAGUGGAAGAGAAGGACCAGUGAGCAAAGAUAACCCCGAAGUGAAUGUGAUGAUUUGGAAGCAAGGAGGUAAGAGUUUGGAGGGAUAGGAUUAUCUUCUGCUCUUAAAUUACAAACCAUUGCUCAGGGCAAUGCCCUUGUCCUCUAAAUCUAGCCCCCAGUGAAGGCCAUCUCAAAGAACAUGCAGGAAGCUGUAAGCAGUCAUCAGGUUUCAUAAAAUUUUAUCAAGCAUAUUUUUAAAUUGAGAAUUUAAGCUCCCUUGGAACCUCAGCCAUGGGUAUAAUAGUGGCCAUGUGUUAUUCCCACAUAAGGCUUGCAUCCUAAGUGCAGUUUUUAAAAACAACUCGUCAUCAUUUAGAUCCCUAGUGCUGCACAUAUAAUAGACUCUUAAUAAAUAUUUUUUAAAUUGAAUUUUUAGGCCAAAGUCACCUUUAUGAUUCUUUCUGAGCUGCAUGUUUUUUCCUCCCUGAUCUCUGAAAUUGCUUGCAUAGACAGUAAUGAAUACUGAUAAAAAUCACAGUAGCUCUUACUGGCAGACAGUUGAUGCCUUUAGAGAGAUGCUAUACCUACAGAAAGAGAGGGGAGGGGAAUGAAAACCUCUAGCAAUCCAUGGAAAGAAAAAGAUUUUCAAAUAAAUUAAGAACAGAUUUGCCCUCCAAGGGUAGCAGACCAAAAGUACUGGCAAAUGGUCAUAUCCACCUGAAUGUAGCAGUCACUCAGAGCUAAAUCACCUUCAAGUGGACUCCAGAUCAAGCUAGGGCAUAAAAAUUAAUUGUAAUAUUUGUCAAUAUAUUGAAGAACCUUUGGCAUGUGGGAACCUAGCACAUCACUUAAUUAACACAUUAUCAGAAGAAUAUUUGAACUGAGAUCUGCUUGAUUUCUAGCGCAAUGAUUCUGUCCACUAUACUAUCCUGUGUUGUAAAAUAUGUACCACAAUACUGAUAGUUUAACAUUAUCCAAAAUGACUAGUUUUGGGCAGAUAGAAAACCCUCCCAAUUUGCCCACUCAGUGUCGGAUAAUGGUCACCACAUCAUUUAGUCAUUUAAUUCCAAGAUCUGUUCUGAAAAUUGGCCUGCAUGGUGGUUGUUUUGUUGUUGUUGUUGUUUAUGAAAUGCUUGGUUCAAAUGAAUAAAAAUAGGUAUGUGCCCUGCAAGGAAAAUUUGGGUCCCUUCCUGAUACUGAUCUCAUGGGCCAGUGAAAGGAAGCUAAUGCUUCCAUCUGCUGGAGACAGAAAACAUGAUGAGUAUCUAGCUGCUAGACUUUUGUGUACUGCAAACAUGACAUUUAAAACUGGAUGAUCUAAUCUAGUACCUCCCUUUGACAGGAUGAGGAAACUGAGCCUCCCAAAGAGCUUAAGGGAAUUGGCUGAGGAUACACAGGUAGUGAUGGAAUCAGGAUUUUCAUACCCACACACCCAGAACUUUAAAGACAUUCUCAGAAUACUGGAUUCCAGUUACCCUCAGAGUUCAUAAGCCUGAAUAGAUUGGGGGGGAAGGGGAUUGUUUUUCCCCUUACUGAACCUUCCCAGUUGUGAACUCCUGAAUAAAGUUGGGUAUUUUGUUUAGUAGCUAUUAGGAAUGGAAUUUUGUCUAAACUUCCUUUUUAUGCAGUGUUAAAGCCUUAUCUGAAGACCUAUGCUUGCAUGUCAUCCUUUUCUGUUUCAGGGACAAACAUGCAGUUGUGAGGGCAUUAGCAAUAGUUCAGGCUUUUGUAUCAGUUAUGUCUCUACAUCCUAGACUUGGUUAUUUUUCAUAUAUAUGAAAUAGAAUCAUAGGAAUCUAAUUCAAAAGUCUUCCUAGCCACAAGUGGAAUGAAUAGAUUAUGCUGUCUAAACUUUCUCCUGAUCUAAAGGGCUUCAGAACUCCUUGGAAUUGGAUUUUGGAAGUCUUUUAGAAGAAAUUACUAACGACUCAAAUUAAUAGUGAUUUGAGUUGCCUUGUGAAAAGGUUAGCACUCUUGCUCUGGAUGUGGGUGUAUACACUCACGCAUGCAUGCAUGCAAACAAAUAACUUGUAUGUGAAGUUACAGCCAUUCAUGAAAACACAUAUUUUUAGACUUUUUAGUGUUAGCAUUAUUUAUUAAAGUGGCAGCACAGAAACAUCAGACUUUCGUCCAAAUGCAGGUGAGACUAGGUAAUUUAUAUCUCUCCUUAAAUUGACACUGCAUUUCUAGGAGAGACAGUGAUGGAGCCAAAUAUAGUGAGUAUGAUAGUAGGAAAACAGAUGGGGGAAAGGCAGAUAUCAACCAAGAAAUAGGUUGGGUAUCUAUGAGAAACUGAUGUGCAUUAAAUUUUUUAAUUUCUACCCCUUGGCACCUUAACCAUCUGCUUCCACCUCUCAAUAACAUUAGGAAAAAUGUAGAACUGCCUACAUUUCUCCAAAUAAUGCUUUUUCAAAUUCAUUUCUUUAUGGAUUUUGAGGACAAAUCUAUAUAACUCAUAUUUCCAAUUUAAUUUAUACUCAUAGAGAUUAUUUUUAAUCUUGGUUUAUUAUAAUAGUUCAUUGUGAAAUCAGGUCCACACAUAGGAGCAAUAGUAUCAGGAAAAUUAAUUUAGGCUUUUUUUUUCUAGUGAAACCAAUUCAUUAGAAAAUGUGUGCAUUCUUUAUUUAGGCACUUUGGGAAAACAAAAAAUAAAGCUUUGUCUAACCUACCAUAAAUGUUUGCAACUAUAAUCUCAGAAAUGUUCCAUGGUAUGCAUUGGCCUGAUUAAAAUGUGACAGUGGAAUAAAAUUGCACCCAGGAUAAUAAUCUGUUGCUGCUAUAUAAAUUCCAUUGUCUUUUUUUUUAACCAGGAAACUUUGAUACUGUGACAAUGUCUUAUUACAGUUGCUUUAUUAUACCAAAGGUUCGAUGUAUAUUUAAUCACUGUCUAAUGGAUGUUGGUGUUGGACUGUCAGCUCAAGCCCUACUUUGGUUAUUGACAAGCAUUCUGACUAGGGAGUAGGCAGCAACUUUGUUGAUCCUCUUCUGGGCCAAAAACGUGGGUUCAUGAUGAAAAUUUGUAGCAUGCUAUUUCUCACCAAAGGGAAACAAAAUUUUCCUUGUGUUUCCUUCCAACUCUCAUCAAUAAGGGUAGGCUAGGCAGAGAGAAAUAUGAUUAUAACUUAUUCAGAAUUAAUAUGGCUUGUUAUUUAAGAAAGUGAUAAAUUCCUGUGCAUGUUACAUACAUCAACUCUAGGAUUCUUUUUGUUGUUGUUUAAUUGCCUGCAUUUUUAGGGCGUUCUUUUUAGAAGUAAACUAAAUUCAGCUGUUAAUUCUCUGGAAUACAUCUCAUCCCCACCCCACCCUCAUCAUAGGGGGAAAAGGGUGUUUUGUUUGACUGAUUCCAGUCAGAAUUUGCUUGCCAAUAAUACUGAGACCAUUAGUACAGGGGCUGCUUCUUUCAAAGCACUAUCGUACUUUUCCUAAAUAAGAGUCUAACGAGCCUCAAGUGUGUAUUUGUGAUGUUCACAAUACAGAGACUAGAAGAGAGAAUACAUAUUCUCAUUCCUGUUGCUAGCAUUUUGCCUUUAUAUGUUAUAGGAACUCUCUUCUUUGUAAAUAAGAGGCAAUAUGGUGCAGUAGAACGAGUGGUUGGAUUUGGAAUCAGAAGACCUGGAUUCAAAUCUCCAUUCCACUACUGUGUGAACUUGAAUAAGUCGCUUACUUAACCUUUCUGGGCCUUAUUGGGUUCAUCUAAAAAAAGAGAGAGUUGGACUAGAUCACUUCUGAGAUUCUUCCCAGCCCUAUGUCUAGGAUCUAAUGUUACUGUUUGAAACAUCCUUCCAGAGAUCUGAAAGGAUUUGUUGAGAUGCUCUUCCCCUUUUAAGUGACCGAAGAGAUUUCCUCAAAUUCUGAUUAGUCUAUGGUGUGCUUUUCACUCUUCCCCAUCUUGAAAAUCCCUAAAGUUCUUAAUGUGUAUUUGAUUCUAAUUUCUAGUAGUGAGAUCCUUCUUGUACAUUAUUAAACAGAUGUAGUAGAAAACUUCAUUCCAUUUUUCUUGUGUAUUAAAGUUAUAUUUUAUCUUGGCUUAAUUAAUUUUAAAAGGUAAUACAGGGAGAGCACUCUUCCUAUUGUGUAUUUUUGUUUUCUAACAUGUAAUAAGUUUAUAUAGUUACUUAGUGAUUAUACACUCUUGAGGGGAAAGCUGCCUACUGCUUCUGUAGUUUAAACAAGUCUUUAUAUCUUGUUUUCACAUGGUCUGUAUCAGUCAGGCAACACAUGCCAGGCCAAAGCAUCCACUUUUGUAUUAUUUGGCUCAGUAUUAUGUUUAAUAAAUUCUGUGCUCUGGAAAUAUUUAA